AUGAAGCAACGUCCUUGGAAAAUAAAGCGCUGUAAUCUCUGGGAUGACGACAAGAAACCAAGGCGGGUCAAAGGGGGGUUGACUGGUUGCUGGAGGAAUGUCAAUGAUUGUUUCUUUGUGCAUCCGACAGAAAGAGAAUGGGACACAGCUGAACCGUCCUUCCCUCCGCCGGCACACGAGGUUGUUGAUAACAACAACGAAUUCCACUACGAGCUGAGCAGCAGACUUAGAAGACCAAGCGAUUCUUCUGUAUCAUCAGAAUCUCGUCGCGAUCACCCUCGAUACACUAGCCCGUCCAAAAGUCCCCGAGCACAUCGGCAGGACAGUAGACGGUCACGUUCACCUGCCACAUCAGUGGCUGAAUCUGACAAACUCGAAAAACUACGAAGGGACGACGGCUAUCACCGGCGCACGAGCAUAGCAGGAUCAUCGUCGUCUUUCUCUAGACGUCGUACUCCCCCUUUGGAUGAUCGCGGGAGGCGUGGUGACCGAACUCGCUCACCAAGACCAUUAUCUCCACCGCGGCCCCAAAUGACCAUAACAAAGACCGUCAUGCUUCCGCCCCCGCCUCCGCCUCCGCCCCCUCCUCAAGGAACUCCGCCAACGAGACCACUACCUCCCGUCCCUAUACCGCCAUCCUUCCUUUCUCUAGACAAAGACAUAACACAAAGGCCGCCAGAAAACUUCCGAGCAUUAUCAGGAGAUGAUCUACGCAAAGUCUGGCAUGAAAGAGUAGAUCUCCUUUUCGCAUCCGUAAAGGCGCGCGAACAGUUGAACUAUGCUGAGGCAGACUUGAAAUUGAACAAACUAGGCGAGUCGUCGCGCAUGGGCAACGUGUCGAACGUUCGUGCCAGAGCUCAGACGGAGAUGCGGUGCGAGGCAAAGAAGAACGAGAUAUCCGAUUGCAUCCAAAGACUCACUGCAUCAGAUUUCUGGCCGGCUCUCAAACCACCUGACUUGCAGAGCGUGGAGGCCAAGUUUUCUGACAUGAAGCAACAAAUAUCAGAGCUGAAAGAUUUAGUCAGCGAGCUCAGUACAUCUUUCUCUGCACUCCUUCGGUUAAAAGAAUCCAGAUCAGGCGAACCCCCACUGAAGAAGCGGAGGUUAGAGGGAGAGGACGCCACGGCUGGCCCUAGCGAAGUCACUUUCUCACUCAGUGCCUUGGAUGGCAUUCAAGCACGCUUGAGCGGUGUCGGCAGCCAGCUACUCGAUCUCCAGAAUGACAUCUUGCAGCGCAACACGAUCAUGGGGGAUGAGAUUGAGUCUCGUAUCGACGCUCGGCUGGAAGAGGUGGAGAUAUUCCCGGAUGAAGAUGAUACGAAUCCUCCGUCAGCUGUUGUGACUGAUGUGGUGCAUGCUGAGACCGCCAGGGCCCUGGACAUAAUCAAUAUGACUGGCCAACAGCUGGGAGAAGUGGCGCAGGAGGUUGCCAACUUGAUGAUCCAGAGCAAAGGCACUGACGACGAAGCUACGUGGUUGAGGCAGGAAAACGAGCAACUCAAAACUGAGAUCGUUAAACUCAAGUCCUCGGCAGAAGCUGACGCCAAAGUGGUACAGCAAAAUAACGAACAAGUAGAGGCUUUAGCGGUAGCUCUGCAGGCCUACAUCUCACAAGCUCCGCCACCUCCUCCACAACCAGUGAUUCCAACCCACGAAUAUCUCAUGGAAGAGCUCGAAGAUCACAUUCUUUUCAGCUGCAUGAAGACUAUUGAGCCCCUCUUACGGGAGAUGAAGGACGAGGUUUCGAAGAUGUUAAAUGACGAGAAUAACGCUAUGUAUCAAACUUUAUGGCCGAAGAUUGAGCUUGUGUUACGCAUGGUGGACACGGUCAAAAAGGGUAGCAAUAUCAUUCUCGAAUCGGACGAGUAG
Suillus subalutaceus is the source of this 1869-nucleotide messenger RNA. RefSeq lists its product as uncharacterized. Lineage: Eukaryota; Fungi; Basidiomycota; Agaricomycetes; Boletales; Suillaceae. The record is from RefSeq and is a predicted model, not a curated record. The transcript has 4 exons. The coding region runs from base 1 to 1869 and encodes 622 amino acids.